CCUCAAUUUGCAUAAGUAGGAACCUCUCAAGAAACUUCAAAGUCCUCACAACUCUACUUUUCUUUUAUAUCAGCUUACUUUCAUUGUAGCUUCUUCUUCAUAGCAAAGAAACUAAGAAAGUACAGAAGAAAACUAAGUAAAGAAGCAUGGAGAGACAAAAAAGCAUGGAGAAAGGGUUACUGAGGAAGAGCUUAAGCAUACGUGAGAGAAAAUUCCCAAACGAAGAAGCUUUUCUUGAAACCGGAUUAUCCAGAAAAUCUCCCAGAGAAAUUACCAAGAAAGCUCAAAACGACGAUGGUGAAUGUCGUGUUACUGCCACUGUUUUCUUUAGCACCUUUGUUGCCGUCUCUGGCUCCUUCUGCACCGGUUGUGGCGCUGGUUUCUCGUCGGGUGCGCAAUCAGGGAUUACCAAAGAUUUAUCUCUCUCUGUUGCAGAGUACUCAAUGUUCGGUUCGAUUUUGACACUAGGCGGAUUGAUUGGUGCAAUAUUCAGCGGUAAAGUCGCCGAUGUCUUGGGAAGAAAGCGGACGAUGUUGUUUUGUGAAGCCUUCUGCGUCACAGGCUGGCUUGCUGUCGCAUUGGCUCAGGAUGCAUUGUGGCUGGACUGUGGAAGAUUGCUGCUUGGAAUCGGCGUUGGUUUAUUUAGCUACGUGAUUCCAGUCUAUAUAGCUGAAAUUGCACCAAAACAUGUCCGUGGAUCAUUUGUGUUCGCCAACCAACUGAUGCAAAAUUGUGGCAUUGCACUUUUCUUCAUUAUUGGCAAUUUCCUGCCAUGGCGAUUAUUAGCAAUAGUCGGUUUUGUGCCUUGUGUGCUCCACGUUUUUUGUUUAUUUUUCAUUCCCGAGUCUCCAAGGUGGCUGGCGAAGAAAGGUCGUGAUAAAGAAUGCCGAUCUGCUUUGCAACGUCUUAGAGGAUCUGACGUAGACAUUUCUCGUGAAGCAAACACAAUUAGAGAUACCAUAGAAAUGUCCGAAGUUGACGGUGAAUCUCGAAUGUCUGAAUUGUUUCAGAGACGAUAUGCAUAUCCCUUACUUAUCGGAGUGGGCCUUAUGUUUUUGCAACAAUUAAGCGGGAGCUCAGGUGUAACAUAUUAUGCCAGUAGCCUCUUCAACAAAGGAGGAUUUCCAAGUGCUAUUGGCACAUCUGUGAUAGCCACGAUCAUGGUUCCGAAAGCAAUGUUGGGAACAAUUAUAGUCGAUAAAAUGGGGAGGAGAACACUUCUAAUGGCUUCUUGUGCUGCAAUGGGUUUAAGUGCGCUGCUCUUAAGUGUUUCCUAUGGGUUCGAGUCAUUUGGAAUUCUCCCAGAUCUCACUCCCAUCUUUACUUGCAUCGGUGUAUUGGGUCACAUUGUGGCAUUUGCAAUGGGAAUGGGAGGACUACCGUGGAUUAUAAUGGCUGAGAUAUUUCCCAUGAAUGUGAAAGUGUCAGCUGGAACCUUAGUUACCGUGACUAAUUGGUUAUUUGGAUGGAUUAUCACAUAUACUUUCAAUUUCAUGCUAGAGUGGAAUGCAUCAGGAAUGUUCUUCAUCUUCUCAAUGGUCUCCGCCUUUUCGAUUGUGUUUAUAUACUUUCUGGUACCGGAGACUAAAGGUCGAUCACUUGAAGAAAUACAAGCAUUGUUCUCGAACUCUGUACAAUAACUUGUCUUUUUGGUAAAAUGAUCAUAUAAAUCGAUGCUUGUAACUGGUAAAAAGUCGAUUAUUAUGAUUGGUGUGCGUUUGAAUGAGAUUUGUGUAUGGAUUGAGUUUUGGAUGGGAAAAUGGCAACAAUAAAUUUGUAUAUUGGCAA
Messenger RNA from Brassica oleracea var. oleracea, 1788 nucleotides. Its product is annotated as sugar transporter ERD6. The transcript is spliced from 18 exons. Gene Ontology annotation, cellular component: membrane. The coding region runs from base 147 to 1640 and encodes 497 amino acids. Gene Ontology annotation, biological process: carbohydrate transport; transmembrane transport. Lineage: Eukaryota; Viridiplantae; Streptophyta; Magnoliopsida; Brassicales; Brassicaceae. The record is from RefSeq and is a predicted model, not a curated record. Gene Ontology annotation, molecular function: sugar transmembrane transporter activity.